Lathyrus sativus (Indian pea) is the source of this 861-nucleotide messenger RNA. NCBI's taxonomy places the organism in Eukaryota, Viridiplantae, Streptophyta, Magnoliopsida, Fabales, Fabaceae. The record is from the annotation of a GenBank genome assembly.
AUGGCUCUCAGUUUCUCAUCUAUGUUAGAGAAGAAAAAGGUUUUGUUUAUAAUGGGUGCAACUGGGACUGGAAAAACUAACCUUUCUAUUAAAAUAGGUACUCAAUUUCCUUCUGAAAUCGUUAACUCAGACAAAAUUCAAGUCUAUAAGGGUCUUGACAUUGUCACCAAUAAGUUACCAAAAUCCGAACAAUGUUCGAUUCCACAUCACAUGUUAGGCUUUAUUGAUGAUCCAAAUUGUGAUUUUUCGGUGACCGACUUUUGCAAGAAAAUGCUUGAAACUCUAGAUAUCAUUGUUGAAAAUGGACAUUUACCUAUUAUUGUAGGUGGAUCAAAUUCUUACAUACAAACACUAGUUGAUGAUCCAAUUUACGCAUUUCGUUCAAAAUAUGAUUGUUGUUUCAUCUGGGUGAAUGUAUCUUUGUCUAUUUUGUUUCCUUAUUUAGACAAAAGAGUUAACGAAAUGGUCGAGGCAGGUCUUGUUGAUGAAAUUAGAGAAUAUUUUGUCCCCGGAGCAAAUUGCACAAGAGGGAUUAGAAGGGCGAUCGGUGUUCCUGAACUUCAACGUUAUUUCGAGAUAGAAAAUAAUAAAGGUAUUGAUGAGGGUGAUAAAGAAAAGAUACUCAAGAAAGCUAUUUCAAAAACAAAAGAAAACACUUGCAAAUUGGCGGAAAAUCAACUCUUGAAAAUUGAAGAAAUGGUUAAUAAGCUUGGGUGGAAGAUGCACAAAAUUGAUUCUACAAAAGUUUUUAAAGCUAUUUUAAAAGGAGAAGAUUAUCAACAUUUGCAUAAGGAAAUAGUGGUUAAACCAAGCCUUGAGAUAGUUAAGGAAUUUUUAGAGGAGACAACUCUGAAAAUCUAA